Akanthomyces muscarius is the source of this 876-nucleotide messenger RNA. RefSeq lists its product as uncharacterized. The transcript has 3 exons. NCBI's taxonomy places the organism in Eukaryota, Fungi, Ascomycota, Sordariomycetes, Hypocreales, Cordycipitaceae. The record is from RefSeq and is a predicted model, not a curated record. The coding region runs from base 1 to 876 and encodes 291 amino acids.
AUGGCAUCAGCGCAAUUCAAUACCGCCGCCGAGGGCCAACAGGCUACCGACGACUACUGCCUUUACAUUUUCCCAUUUUCAAUAUAUUCCAUCAUGGCGCGCGCAACAUUGGCCUUUGGCCAAGCAGCAGCAGCCUCGGCUACAGCCAAGCCCUUGAGCGUAGGGUUAAAGCUGGUCAACCUCCACAGAGAAGAAAACAUCUCGGAAGCAUACCUGAUCGAAAUCAAUGAUAAAGGUCAGGUCCCAGCUCUGACGGGUGGUGCUCUUUCUUCCCCUCUCACCGACAGCUUGGACAUUUCCUUCUUCUUCUGCCAGCAUUACCCAAGUCUUUUGCCAGAGAAGCAAACACCCAUCAUAAAACAGCUUCUACAGAAACUCCAUCAGAUCCAAGUACUUUCACUGUCUGUGCCGUCCAAGGAAGAUCGCGCCGAGGGCGUGCCGUGUCCGACCGUUGACGCCCUGGUGGCCGGCACAGAAAUCAGCCCGAAAUACCGAGACACUCUGCAAAUCAAGCAAAAAUACCAUAAAGAAACGCAGGAAAACGCUCUAACCGACGACAAUGUUCACUUGGCAGAGAAACAAGCUAAAGCUUUGUUUGUCAAAGUUGACAAAAUCAUAUCCACUCCUGCUGACAAGUCAGGCGCACUGCCAAAAUGGAUCUUUGGCGACGCCGUUGGCCCGACAGUUCUUGAUGCUCACUGCACUGCUCUCAUUGCGCGGCUGAUGGACUGUGGAAGACAUGAUCUUAUACCAGGUCGGCUUCAGCAGUAUGCUCAUUCUGUCAUGGCCAGCCCGGGCUGGCAAUCUGUAACUCACGGGCGCUCGACCAUGUGGGACGUCUCUGUUGGGCAUGUUCACCUCCUCAAAGACCUCUGA